AUGCCCGAAACAGUGAUGAUCUCAAGUAAAAGAAAUGUUUUUGGCAGCAAGGGGAGAACGGGUUUGGAUUUCAUGAUUUUGGUGGUAACAGGGUCAUGGUUUUGUUUGACUGCUUUAUGUGUCUCAGCUACAACACAAGCAGACCCCCCAUCACCUCAAAAAAACCAAAAGCUAAGGUUUGGUCAAAAUGGAGAAUUCAAGAUAUUACAGGUGGCAGAUAUGCACUAUGCAAAUGGCAAGACCACACCUUGCUUGGAUGUGCUCCCUUCUCAGAAUUUUUCUUGCUCUGACCUCAAUACCACUGUCUUUGUUAACAGAAUGAUCCAAGCUGAGAAGCCUAAUCUUAUUGUCUUCACUGGAGAUAAUAUCUUUGGGUUUGAUUGCUCGGAUUCAGCUAAAUCAUUGGAGGCUGCAUUUGCUCCUGCAAUUGCAUCAAACAUUCCUUGGGUUGCUGUUUUAGGCAACCAUGACCAGGAAGGAACCCUCUCUAGGGAAGGGGUGAUGAAACAUAUUGUUGGGAUGAAAAACACAUUAUCUAAAUUCAAUCCUCCAGAAGUACAUAUCAUUGAUGGUUUUGGGAACUAUAACUUGGAGGUUGGAGGUGUUAAAGGCUCAGGUUUUGAAAAUAAAUCAGUGCUCAACCUGUACUUUCUUGAUAGUGGAGAUUAUUCCAAAGUUUCUUCAAUUUUUGGUUAUGAUUGGAUCAAGCCCUCCCAGCAACUUUGGUUCCAACGAACAUCUGCAAAGCUUAAGAAAGCGUACCUAAGUGGACCAAUGUCUCAGAAAGAUGCUGCUCCUGGUCUUACUUAUUUCCACAUCCCACUACCAGAAUAUGCUAGUUUUGACUCAUCAAACAUGACAGGUGGGAAGCUGGAACCGGAUGGCAAUGGCAUUAGUUCUCCUUCUGUGAACUCUGGCUUCUUCACAACCUUGGUUUCAGCAGGAGAUGUGAAGGCAGUUUUCACUGGUCAUGAUCACCUCAAUGACUUCUGCGGCAAUCUUAUGAAUAUACAACUUUGUUAUGCUGGGGGAUUUGGAUACCAUGCUUAUGGAAAGGCGGGGUGGCCUAGGAGAGCAAGAGUGGUGGUAGCUAGCUUGGAGAAAACAGAGAAAGGAAGUUGGGGAGAUGUCAAGUCAAUUAAAACAUGGAAACGACUUGAUGAUCAGCAUCUUACUGGAAUUGAUGGUGAGGUCCUGUGGAGCAAGAGCUCUGGUGGUAAGAUAUCCUCUGAUACUUGUAAGACUACUCUUGUUCUGCAUAAACUGGAUACAGAAUGA
This is a messenger RNA of Sphenostylis stenocarpa, 1278 nucleotides long. The record is from the annotation of a GenBank genome assembly. NCBI's taxonomy places the organism in Eukaryota, Viridiplantae, Streptophyta, Magnoliopsida, Fabales, Fabaceae.